AUGAUCAAGUUUAUUCUAACUUUCCUGAGCGCCUCAGGAAUGUGGAAACCUCGAGGUUGGCACGGAAUCAAAGCUUUCCUUUAUUACAUCUACCAAUUUACAGUAUUUUUUUGCAAUUUUUUAUUCAUUAUUUCUUCGAUUCUGAUCAUCGAGUUAAAAGACAUUAACGUGGAAGAGCUAAUCGAUAACAUGUCAUUACUUCUGGCUAUAAUAAACGCUAGGCAAAAAAUGUCUCUCAUAAUUUUUGAACGUCGCUCAAUUGAAUAUAUCAGUGACAAAUUAGAAAAAAGCCCUUUUAAGUCUUGUGACAGUAUUGAGAAAGCAAUUUCUACAAAGUUCGAUGGCAUAGUCAGAAAUGUUUUCAUAUGUUAUUCGAUCACUAUAGGUGCAAUGUUGGUGUAUUGUGGAUCCCGUUUCACUGAAGUGAACCCUUCAGAAACUCUGCCAUUCAAUGGAUGGUUUCCCUACAAUUAUUCAAGCCCCACAGUUUAUUGGCUGACAGCUGCAUUUCAAGUGAUAGCAAUAAAUAUUACUAAUGGGAUUGAUUUACUGAUGGAUCUUUUGUUAUCCUCAAUACUAUGCAGCAUGUGUGGGCAAAUUCACCUACUGAAACAUAGGUUUAAGGUCAUGCUCGAAGCGCUGAACGUCAUGACUAGUAAAAAUGAUGGUUCCGAUAUGGCAACUACGGAAAAAUUGAUGAUUUCUGAAUGGGUCGAGUACCACAUAGAUCUUGUCAACUUAAUUAAAUAUACUAACACAGUUUUUUCUAAUGUUAUACUUCUACAAUACACAGUGAGUUCUGUUAUUCUGUGCGCCGUGUCAUUUUUGAUGUCUCGGACAGAAAUAAUGUCUAUGACUUUCGCUGGGUUUUUGGGAUACUUAAUUACUUUUAAUACUCAAAUAUUUCAGCAAUGCUAUUGCGCUCACAUGUUGACACACGAGGCAACAAAUUGGCCUAGUUUGAGUAAUAAUACCCGUAAAUCCGUGAUGAUUAUCAUGUACAAGUGCCACAAGCCCAUCAUGAUCACUAGUAGUUUUUUUGUGAUACUGUCUCUGGAUUCCUACACUAAGAUCGUUAAACUUGCGUAUACUAUAUUUAACGUACUAAUAUAA
Messenger RNA from Cotesia congregata, 1113 nucleotides. The record is from the annotation of a GenBank genome assembly. Lineage: Eukaryota; Metazoa; Arthropoda; Insecta; Hymenoptera; Braconidae.